Messenger RNA from Planococcus citri (citrus mealybug), 1323 nucleotides. RefSeq lists its product as uncharacterized. The transcript is spliced from 7 exons. NCBI's taxonomy places the organism in Eukaryota, Metazoa, Arthropoda, Insecta, Hemiptera, Pseudococcidae. The record is from RefSeq and is a predicted model, not a curated record. The coding region runs from base 141 to 1175 and encodes 344 amino acids.
UUUGUGUGAUAAUAUCAGAUGACGAUUUCGCGGUUUUGAUUAAAGAAAUUUUUAAUUUUUAAUUCAUUGCAAUUUGCAAUUUUGAAGUUACUCAAACUAGUUAUUCAUUGAUUUUUUUCACUUCAAAAUUGUUUUUCAGAAUGCCAUUGAUUCACAUGAUUCGGUAUCCAUUUCUCAAAAGAUGUUCCCCAUUGGGCAUGAACAUGAACUUUCGCUUUGUACAUAGUUCCAUUCUAAACAACAAAUAUACCAAAUUGGUUCCUGAAAACCUCACUACACCGAGCACCGAGGAAUACGAAAACGCAUUCAAAAAGUUAAAGUUCACUUAUAAAGAUAUCAUUUCAUCCCAUCCCGAUGUAAUGACACUUCUGCGAAAUUUCGCCAUUUGCCAAGUUGAUCAUCAACAUUCAAAUGACGCUCUCGUAGAAGCUCAGAUUAAUCUUGCCUCAAAAGAAGCAUAUCAUAUUGCUUAUGAAAGCGUUUGUAGGUUUAGAUCAAUCGAAGAGGAGCUUCAGAAUAUUUUUUUCCCACCUAUUUUACAAUUAGCAAAUCUCAGUCGUUUCCGUAAGUGGAUAAUAGCGUUACAUUUUAACAUUUCGCCAUCCGCAAGAGCUCUACGUGAAGUUCUACAAAAAUCAGACGUCGGUAUUUAUGAUUUCGCAUACAUGAUUUGUGAAUUGUGCCUCAAAGUUCCAACAAUACAUAGCCAUAAACAAAUUCGCUCUCGAACUCCAGAAUCGGACGAAGAAUGGGAUAUUUUGUUCAAACUUUUAGAAGUCCGUCGCGAACAUGAAAAAAAAUGCGUAAAAAUUAUAUUCGACAGUUUAACUUUAGCACCGUCGUCGUCUGAAAACCAUGAACGUGUGCGUAAAUACUUCAUUCUCAUGAAGUGCCAUCGUUAUCGUUAUGGUUAUAGUCCUAGCGAGACCGACGUACGGAAGAUUUUUGAUGCAAUGGAAGAUAUCGAGACGUACAAUACGCAUGAAAUUUAUAAAGAUUGCUUCGAUAAACCGAAUCCGAAAAAAAAUCCUCAGAGAAUCAUUGUUUCCAUCGUUGAUCAUAAACGUUGGAUGAGCCCUGAAGAGUUACGGAAUGAAUUAAAUAACAAAUUCAAAGAGCCAUCUUAUGGACGUACCUUCACUGCCCUCCAAGUCCAGUUAUUAUCAGCUUAUUAGAAGUUAGAGCCUCGGUAUGACGUUUCCGCUCACAAGGGAUUCUUGCUUUUUACGAUGUAGUUUGAUGUUUGAGGAAUAUAAUGAUGUUGAAUUAUCUAUAACGUUACUGUGAUUAAAGACUGAUUAUUUUAGUGUUUGUUCUCGAUCA